Messenger RNA from Panonychus citri (citrus red mite), 1345 nucleotides. RefSeq names its product histidine-rich glycoprotein-like. The coding region runs from base 68 to 1345 and encodes 425 amino acids. NCBI's taxonomy places the organism in Eukaryota, Metazoa, Arthropoda, Arachnida, Trombidiformes, Tetranychidae. The record is from RefSeq and is a predicted model, not a curated record. The transcript has 4 exons.
UCAACAACAUAGAUUGACCAAAGUGAUUCCUUUGCGAUUUGAAAUAUUGGAAAUUUUAAUUGUUACGAUGAACAUCAACUCGUGUAUAACUGUUUUAACAGUUUCUUUGGCUUGGUCUUUGUCCAUUUCUGAGGCUGUAUCAUUAAAUCAACCGCGAUUAACGUUACCACAAUCAGGGAAUCAGAAUGAUAAUCAACAAACUGGAUCGAAAUUGGAGAAACAAUUAAACGAAACCAAAGCAUCUGCAUCGUUUGAUUCAUUUCGAGUCUCAACACCGGAAACAAAUCGUGAUGGAACUUUACUUUUAGAUUCAUAUCAUGAUUUCCGUUCCAAUCAUCACCAUCAUGGUCAUCAUCCUUAUCACCAUUAUGGUCAUCACAAUGGUCAUCACAAUGGUCAUCAUAAUGGUCACCAUUAUGGACACCACUAUGGUCCAAGUGAUUACCACCAUCGAUACCCUCACCAUAGUUACGGUAAUCAUCAUCAUCGAUACCCUGAGUACCACCAUGGACAUUAUUAUCCAUCAGUCGAUGAAACCGGCUCGGAGAUAACCAAUACAGGUGAAGCUGUCGACGGCGGAGUUGUAGAUUCAGUGGAUUCAGUUGAUCCGAUUGAGGAAGGUGUUGAUGAUUUAGCUGGGCCUGAUAGUAACGGAGCAUCAGAACCUGUUGACCCGAUGGUCAAUGGUGAACUUGUUGACCCAGAGACGGAGGAAGUGACCGAAACACCAAUUGAUGAGGAAACUUUAUCAGAAGAUCCGAUUGAAAGUGAUGUUGAAGAGAUUCCGAUUGAAAAUGUCCCCGGUGAACCAACUAACGGUGAACUUGUCGCCGACGAUUUAACUCACCCACCAAGGGAUUAUCGUCAUCAUUACAAUCAUGGUUACGAUCAUCGAUACUAUGAUCCAGCUUCAUCUUCAUAUGAUCAUCGUCAUCCAAUUUACAGUCAUCUUCCCCCGACACAUUUUAAGUGCUCUCAUAUUAAACACACUGGUUAUCCAUCGGAUAUUGAAGCUCGGUGUCAAGUUGUACUUCCGGGUAAUCGAUCAGGUCGUUGGGAGAUCCUUCAUUUCCUUCACAAAUCUAGUCCACAAAAGUCGAAUGCAAUCAUUUACCUAGACCACGGAGGUCACCAUCAUCAUCCACACCAUCACAGUUCAUAUGGACACGGACAUGGACAUGGACACGGACACGGACACGGGCACCAUGGUCAUCACGGCUCUUACAAUCACCAUCUUCAUUACCCUCACCAUUUAGGUUACAAUCACCAUUAUCCUCAUCAUCAUCGUCACCAUUACAAUGGUCACCACUAUCCAAAGGCCAGUUUCAUCAAACGAAGAAAAUAA